Striga asiatica is the source of this 1796-nucleotide messenger RNA. NCBI's taxonomy places the organism in Eukaryota, Viridiplantae, Streptophyta, Magnoliopsida, Lamiales, Orobanchaceae. The record is from the annotation of a GenBank genome assembly.
CAAGAAUCCUUAUCCAGCUUCACUAGCUUUCAACUCCACACGUCACCCUUCUUUCUUUCCCCCACUCUCGAGAUAUGAUAUGAUGAUUGAUGCGUGACUAAAAUGUACAAGCUUCUCACUUUGUUCAAGAUUAAAACAUGGCUUUUCAUUUUCACUCGGGGUUACUUUCAAAUGGUGAGCGAAUUCUCUCGGUACGUAAAUUACCACUGACUAGUUGUGAAAGAUAUAAGUGGGGUCGAGCUUAUCUUAAUGGCAAUCUAUCGGUGAGGAUGAGUUCAAGAUGUUUGAAUGACUUGUCAUUAGGAAAGACUAAGGCCCAAAUGAUAUGUGGGAUUAACACGAUUAUAACUGAGACCAGAAAAAAAAUAAAUCUUCGGGAGGUGGUGAGACUUGUUUCAUGGAAGCAAUGGGGUUAUGUCAAUGGUGCUGCAAUUUUAUUGGCAUUGGCACUGCUGAUAAUUCCAAAGGCUGAUGCUGUGGAUGCUUUGAAAACCUGUACUUGCUUACUCAAGGAGUGCAGAUUGGAGCUUGCCAAGUGCAUUGCGAACCCUUCAUGUGCCGCUAAUAUUGCAUGUCUCCAGACCUGUAAUAACAGACCCGAUGAAACCGAGUGCCAGAUAAAGUGUGGAGACUUGUUCGAAAAUAGCGUAGUAGACGAAUUCAACGAGUGUGCAGUUUCAAGAAAGAAAUGUGUGCCUCGUAAAUCGGACGUAGGUGAAUUCCCUGCACCUGAUCCAGCUGUGCUGGUGCAGAAUUUCAACAUCAAUGAUUUCAACGGGAAGUGGUUUAUAACGAGUGGCUUAAAUCCCACAUUUGACACUUUCGAUUGCCAACUACAUGAGUUCCAUACAGAGUCCAACAAACUCGUGGGCAAUAUUUCUUGGCGUAUAAAGACUCCGGAUACUGGUUUUUUCACUCGAUCAACGGUGCAGAAAUUCAUGCAAGAUCCGAAAUAUCCAGGAAUAUUGUAUAAUCAUGACAACGAGUUCCUUCAUUACCAAGACGACUGGUACAUUCUCUCGUCUAAGGUACAAAACGAGCCGGAUGACUACAUAUUCGUGUACUACCGAGGCCGAAACGAUGCGUGGGAUGGGUAUGGUGGAGCCGUGGUCUACACACGGGCCCGAGUCAUGCCACAGACAAUCAUUCCCCAACUGGAAGAGGCGGCCCGCAAAGUGGGCCGUGAUUUCAAGAAAUUCAUAAUGACGGACAACACAUGUGGACCCGAGCCCGCUCUCGUGGAGCGACUGGAGAAGACUGUGGAGGAAGGAGAAGAGAUAAUCGCCAAGGAAGUGAAGGAAAUCGAGCAGGAAGUUGAGCGAGUGAAGGACACAGAAGUCACUUUGUUCCAAAGGUUGUCCGAAGGGUUUCAAGAGCUUAUUAAGGAUAAAGAUUAUUUCCUAAAGGAGCUGAGCGAAGAGGAGAUGGAUAUUCUGAGUGAGCUGAAAAUGGAGGCCACUGAAGUGGAGAAACUUUUUGGGAAGGCGAUACCACUGAGGAAGUUGAGGUGAUUGUUGCUUGUGAGGGGGUAUAAUGGAAAUAUUGAGAAUUUGUUUGUUUUAGAAUUAAUUUAAGUGUACAGGACAUGAAUACAUAGUACUAGAGCUUAUUCUUUUGCAAUGGAGGAUCCUAAGGGGCUGGAAAUUUUCUUCUUUUCUUUCUUUUUGGUGUGUUGCCUUCAGUUUUAGCAUAUGCCUUUAGUUUUCAAGAGUUCUAUAGAAGACCAUGGCUUGCAUUUCUUUCCACACUUGCAAAUUUCUUUUUCCUUCUCUAAUGAGUCAUAUCACUGUUUGACA